AUGUCCAACAGCAGCUCCAUCAGGCACUUCCUCCUGCUGGCAUUGGAAGACACGCGGCAGCUGCAGCUCCUGCACUUCUGCCUCCUGCUGGCCAUCUCCCUGGCUGCCCUCCUGGGCAACGGCCUCAUCAUCAACGCCAUAGCCUGCAGCCACCACCUGCACACGCCCAUGUUCUUCUUCCUGCUCAACCUGGCCCUCAGCGACCUGGGCUCCAUCUGCACCACUGUCCCCAAAGCCAUGCACAAUACCCUCUGGCACACCAGGACCAUUUCCUACUCCGGAUGUGCUGCACAGCUAUUUUCCUUUCUCUUCUUCAUUUCAGCAGAGUAUUUUCUCUUGACCGUCAUGUGCUACGACCGCUACGUGUCCAUCUGCAAACCCCUGCACUACAAGCUCUGCUGCCCAGGGACCCUCCUGGGCAGCAGAGCUUGUGCCCACAUGGCAGCAGCUGCCUGGGCCAGUGCCUUUCUCAAUGCUCUGCUGCACACAGCCAAUACAUUUACCCUGCCCCUCUGCCAUGGCAAUGCCCUGGGCCAGUUCUUCUGUGAAAUCCCACAGUUCCUCAAGCUCUCCUGCUCCAAAUCCUACCUCAGGGAACUUGGAGUUUCUGUUUUCACUACCUUCUUAGCAUUUGGUUGUUUUGUGUUCAUGGUUCUCUCCUAUGUGCAGAUCUUCAGGGCUGUGCUGAGGAUCCCCUCUGAGCAGGGACGGCACAAAGCCUUUUCCACCUGCCUCCCCCACCUCGCCGUGAUCUCCCUGUUCGUCAGCACCUCAUUUUUUGCCUACCUGAAGCCCCCCUCCAUCUCCUCCCCAUCCCUGGAUCUGGCCCUGUCAGUUCUGUACUCGGUGGUGCCUCCAGCUCUGAACCCCCUCAUCUACAGCCUGAGAAACCAGAAGCUCAAGGAUGCCCUGAGGAAAAUGAUGACUAGCUGCUUUUGA
Molecule: messenger RNA, 939 nt
Organism: Melozone crissalis (California towhee)
Lineage: Eukaryota; Metazoa; Chordata; Aves; Passeriformes; Passerellidae
Product: olfactory receptor 14J1-like
Exons: 1
Coding region: 1-939 (312 amino acids)
Biological process (GO): G protein-coupled receptor signaling pathway
Cellular component (GO): membrane
Molecular function (GO): G protein-coupled receptor activity; olfactory receptor activity
Source: RefSeq, a predicted model, not a curated record